Rhagoletis zephyria (snowberry fruit fly) is the source of this 447-nucleotide messenger RNA. NCBI's taxonomy places the organism in Eukaryota, Metazoa, Arthropoda, Insecta, Diptera, Tephritidae. The record is from RefSeq and is a predicted model, not a curated record.
AUGGUGCCCUGGACUUCAGUGCAGUACUUUCUCAUUGGCCUCUACAGUUGUACUUCUCUGCUAGCCUUGCUGGGCAACCUCACGGUGAUUCUCGUUUCCACACUGGGCAGUGAAUCAGCACCAACCAUACGAUUGUGUUUGGCUAACCUUGCGGUUUCCGACAUUAUCCUCGCUGUUUUGUGUGUACCGUUUACCUUCACUGACUUUAUGUGGGGACAGUGUUACUGCAGCCAGUUUUCACUGCAAGCAAUUGUGGCCACCUACUUUAGCUGUCACUGGUUGGCCAUGGCAAACUCUGCCGUUAACCCAAUCAUCUACUCCUGGAUGAGUGUCAACUUUAGGAAUGAUUUCCGACGUAUAACAAGUUCAUGCAGACCCGGAAAAAGUCGGGCGCUGGUGAAAGGCAGUCGUCACUACUCACUGAAAACAGCCUCCACGAUGGUCUAA